Cuscuta campestris is the source of this 2680-nucleotide messenger RNA. The record is from the annotation of a GenBank genome assembly. NCBI's taxonomy places the organism in Eukaryota, Viridiplantae, Streptophyta, Magnoliopsida, Solanales, Convolvulaceae.
GGAUAUCAUUAAGCUCACCGCCCAGUUUGUAGCAAGGAAUGGGAAAAAUUUUCUGACAGGGUUGACCAGUAGAGAGAAUAAUAAUCCGCAGUUUCAUUUUCUGAAGCCUACUCAUAGUAUGUUUAUGUUUUUCACUUCAUUGGCAGAUGCAUAUUCAAAGGUCCUAAUGCCCUCAAAAGGCUUGACCGAUAAACUAAGGAAGAGUGCUGCUGACAUGACGACUGUUCUUGAACGUUGCCUGAAUCGAUUGGAAUGGGAAAGGUCACAGGAGCAGGCAAGGCAGAAAGCUGAAGAUGAGAUAGAACAAGAGAGACUGCAGAUGGCUAUGAUUGAUUGGCAUGAUUUUGUUGUAGUUGAGACUAUAGAUUUUGCUGAUGAUGAGGAUCAAGAUUUGCCUCCUCCUAUGACCCUUGAGGAGGUUAUAAGGAGGAGCAAGAUGUCAUCUAUGGAGGAGGAAGAAUUUGUUGAGCCUGGGAAAGAGGUAGAAAUGGAGAUGGAUGAAGAGGAGGUUCAGCUUGUCGAAGAAGGCAUGAGAGCUGCUACCCUUGAGGAGAUUGCUGUCCAGAAUUCCGAAGUGAAGGCAGUUACAGAGGAUCAGGAGGCGCCAAUGAGAAUUGUGAAGAACUGGAAAAGGCCCGAAGAAAGGAUGCUUCCAGAAAGGGACCCGACAAAAUAUGUCAUCUCUCCUAUAACUGGGGAGAUGAUUCCAAUAAGUGAAAUGUCUGAACAUAUGAGGAUCUCUCUUAUUGAUCCUAAAUACAAGGAGCAGAAAGAGAGAAUGUUUGCAAAGAUUAGGGAUACAACACUAGCUCAGGAUGAUGAAAUUUCUAGAAACAUUGUUGGGCUUGCAAGAACACGGCCUGAUAUUUUUGGUACCACUGAAGAAGAAGUGUCAAAUGCAGUCAAGGCUGAGAUUGAGAAGAAAAAAGAAGAACCAAAACAGGUCAUAUGGGAUGGUCACACCGGCAGCAUUGGUCGCACAGCUAGCCAGGCAUUGUCCCAAAACAAUACAGAAGAUCAGUAUGAUUUUGUUAAUGAUUCAAGGAACCUUUCGGGACCUCAAGCACCGCCCCCUCCUAGGCCUGGUUUGCCAUCAGUUCGACCACUUCCUCCACCACCUAGUUUAGCACUAAACAUUCCUCGCCCUCCCAGUAGUUACCCUUACCCAACCCAUAGUAACCCAAGUGUUAAUAUCCCACCACUUCCCAGGCCUCCUGUAAUAAACACGAUUCCACAGGUGCAACCUCCACCCCCUACCAUCUCACCCAUGCCUGGGCAACAUCUUAUGGUAAACCGUCCCCCAAUGCACACAUCAAUGUCCAUUAAUGCUCCUAACAUUUCUUUACCACCACCGCCUGGCUCUCAAUUUACCCAUAUGGGCCCUCCUCGGCCUUUUGUUUCCCAUUCCAUGUCGCAGCCUGGAAUGAAUGUGGUCCCACCACCUCCAAUACUGCCACAUGGAAUGCCUCCACCACCUCCACCUGAGGAAGCUCCACCACUUCCCGAGGAGCCAGAGCCUAAGAGGCAAAAGCUUGAUGAGUCUGUACUCAUUCCUGAAGACCAGUUCCUCGCCACACAUUUGGGACCUGCCCGUAUCAGCAUUACUGUACCAAAUGUUGAAGAAGGAAAUCUCAAAGGGCAGGUUUUAGAAAUUUCAGUGCAAUCAUUGGCAGAAACUGUUGGCAGUUUGAAGGAGAAGAUUUCUGGUGAGAUCCAGCUUCCCGCAAACAAGCAGAAGCUGAGCGGAAAGGCUGGGUUUCUCAAGGACAAUUUGUCGCUUGCAUAUUACAAUGUGUCGCCAGGAGAAACACUCAAUCUUUCACUCAGAGAACGUGGUGGCAGAAAGAGAUGAAGAUUGAUAGUUUUCAAGGCCAUCAAGAGGUUCAUAUUGGAACUACUAUGACUUUUAAAAUCCUUUGAAUAUCUAAGACAUUGUUCUUAGUGUUGUUAUUUAGCCUAAAAAUUUUGUUCAUCAUGUACACAUAAUAGUACUUUUCAGUUUUUAAGUCCUUAUGCUGGCGGCAUGACAAUCUACUACAGAAUUGGCAUCUUGGCAAGGCUUCACUGAGGCUGAUGGGAAGUUUGCUUGUUCCAUUUCUAUAAGCUGCAAUUUAUCAAUAUGUUUUUUUAAGUGACUAAUUAUGUCCUCUCUUGACAUGCAGCUGGUCCGCUCCAACUGAGUUUUUAGUCUUUGCAUUGAAGUAUCUUUUAUUCAAUUGAAUUUCUAUGUCGUAUAUGUUCUCUACUUUGUCUUUUUGAAUGAUACUCUUUCUCAGCAUGCGGUACGGUACUGUGAACUCUAUCUUGGAAUGAGGUUUGUUUUUGUAGGACUUGUGAUAAGAGCACUGUCAAUGCUCUUCACACAUGCAGACACGUUCAAAACUUGUUUUCAAGCUUUCAUGAAUUUAAAGUCGGCCUAUGGGCAAAUUGUUGAAGGGUCUCCCGAAUGCCUGAGACUGUCUCUAGGAUUGCCACAUGCUCUUCAGUUUGGGCUUUAGCUUCCAUUUUGAGGAAGCUACUUGGUGCGUUUAUGUGCGCCCUAUUUUUGCCUUCUUCCACUUGCUCACGCUUAUAUACUAGGCGUUUCUGGAAUUGUGCUUAGUUUUCACCUUUUAAAAUAUUUGUGUGGAUGCUUAGUAAUUUAACAUGUAUGCUGAGUUAAUGGCUACUUGUCCGUUUG